GUUUUUAAACUUUUUGACGGUAAAGUUUCUUUGGUUUUCGGGUGCAGUGACACAGCAAAGAACACAGCGGAUAUAACGAAACAAAACUAUUUCAGGCAGGUCAUCAGCCAGGCCAGGCGGCACGUGUCCAUCAAGGGACAUUCGACCACUGACCACCAUCAAUUGGACAUGGCAGCCAGUGCGGGAGCUGGCAGUUGGUCGGGCAGUAGUGGAGGAAGCACAUCCUCCCAAGGUCGAGCCAUUGCAACGGCACAAGCCGCGCAAGAUGAGCGUCUAGUGGUGGCAGUUCGAGUACGUCCCAGUUUGGAGGCCGCUGAGCGCUGUAUCGACGUGAUCUCCGGUGGAUCGCUGCUGUACGACGAUGGCAGCAAGAAUCGUCCGCGGCAAUACUCCUACGACCAUGUGUUCCGGGAGAACGAUACACAGGAGCAGGUGUACAAGACGACCACGGCGCCGCUGGUGCGAGAUGUGCUCAGCGGCUUCAAUGCGGCCGUGUUCGCCUACGGAGCCACCGGAUCCGGUAAGACGCACACCAUGCUCGGCCCUGUGCCGCGCAAGAAGCCGGCGACGAGUGACCGUGCCCCGCCCACUGCUGCCUCCGGGUGCGAGGCGGAUGUGAGCAGCCAGGACAUCGGGCUGAUGGUGCGCGCUAUCGAGGACAUCUUUGCGCACAUCGAGUCCGUGGAGGAGGAGGAGGCUUGCAAGGUCUCCAUCUCGUAUCUAGAGAUCUACAACGAGCUCAUCCGCGAUCUGCUCAAUCCGGGAGGACCGCUGGAGCUGCGCGAAGAUAAUCGCGGACAGCGGAUCACGGUGGCCGGUCUGUCGGAGAUCACCACGUCCAGCCGCAAGGAGGUGGUGGGCCUUCUGAUGAAAGGUAACAAGGCCCGGACCAUGGAGCCAACGGCCGCCAACCAGACCUCCUCCCGCAGCCACGCCCUGCUCAGUAUCACGGUUCAGACGCGCACUCCGCUGGGCACCAAGCAGGGGCGUCUCUUCCUCACCGAUCUGGCUGGCUCAGAGCGUGCCAAGAAGACCAAGAACCGUGGCAAGCGACUCCAGGAGGGGGCCCACAUCAACCGCAGCCUCCUGGCGCUGGGGAACUGCAUCAACGCCCUGUCCGGCGGCGCCCGCUACGUCAACUAUCGCGACUCCAAGCUGACACGCCUGCUCAAGGAGGCCCUGAGCGGUCGCUGCAAGACAGUCAUGAUUGCCCACGUGGCGCCCGAGAGCAAGCACCGCGACGAGACGAAGAACACCCUCGUGUAUGCGGAUCGCGCCAACAGCAUUACCACCAAGCUGCAGAACUCUGUGUACAUUGACGAGUUCAAGGACUUCCCCACCAAGCACUACCAGAGCCUGGUCUCAGAGCUCCGCGACGAAGUCUCCCGCCUGCGCACCAAAAUGCUCACCGAUAGGCCACGCAGCGGAAAAGCAGCGGCUGCAAUGGCAACAACAACGGCGACGGCGAUGGCGACGACAGCCAGCAUCCAGCAACCGCCAGUCGAGGUCGAGGAGCCGGACGAUCAAAGGAAGACGGAGCUGCGGUACUUGCGGGAGCAGAUUGUGCUUACCUUUAAGCAGCAAAUGAAGCUACGCCGCAAGCUUCUCGAGGCCGAGAGCCACCUCCUGGGCCUAGAGCUGGAUGCCGAGCGCCAGCACAUGAUCAUCUCCCACUGGCAGGGACGCAUUGGCAAGCUCUACGAUGCAAUGGGCGAGGAUGAUGUCGAAUCCGAGGGUUCGGUGGCCCUGAAGAAUGCCUGGGGCGAGCUGGCGGCCAUUGAGAAGGAGAACAGACGCUACAAGGAGAUACGCGAGCACACCGAGCAGGAACUGGAGAAGUGUCGCCAAAAGGGCGUCAAGCUGGAGGACGAGCUGCCGGAACGCAUCAGCAGCGACGAGGAGCGGGAACUGCUGGCCCUGCUCUGUCGCGUCCAUGAGCUGGAGGCGGACAAGGUGUCCCUGCAGGCGGAGAGACUUGCCCGCCAGGCGGAGCUGCGACGACGUGACCUUCAGCUGCUCCGGGCCGAGAGGCAGCGGCGCCUGUGCGAGGACAUCAUCAGUUCACAGAGGCGGCUCAUCGAGGAGGGAAACGUGGACCUCCCGGACGAGCUGCGAGAGCUCUACGGCCUCUAUCAGCAGGAAAUCCAUGCGGGCGUCGUAACGCCUAGCACCAGCAGCUACGAGAAGAAGCUGCCGCCCAUCUACACAGCGGGAUCCGAUUCUCCAGGCUCCAGCUCUAGCUCGGAGUGGUCUCCGGCCUCUCCUUUGCCGCCCAUUGAGAUUCAAGCGGAUCCUGUCGAUCGCGUGAUGGGCCCACCUGUAAAUCCACGUCUGCCCCGACUCGCCACUGGAACUGCAGGCGGCCCCCGACGUUCAUCUCUGCGUAUGGCCAGGAAUACACAUACGCGGCCGCAUCCGUAGGAAUGAUGCCAGCCACUGGAACUGGAGGUGCUCAGGAAUAGUUGUUAAUAAGGGUUAGGAUUACACGCGGGUCUCUUUGAAGACGAUUUGCUUAAAAGCUCUACCUACUUAUUGUAUUAUAUAUUACCAUCUUAUAAAAGUAUCUUUGAUUAUAUGA
Drosophila persimilis is the source of this 2578-nucleotide messenger RNA. It is a transcript of the gene Kif19A, whose product is annotated as kinesin-like protein KIF19. The record is from RefSeq and is a predicted model, not a curated record. The transcript is spliced from 6 exons. The coding region runs from base 169 to 2421 and encodes 750 amino acids. Gene Ontology annotation, molecular function: ATP binding; microtubule binding; microtubule motor activity. NCBI's taxonomy places the organism in Eukaryota, Metazoa, Arthropoda, Insecta, Diptera, Drosophilidae. Gene Ontology annotation, biological process: microtubule-based movement.